Molecule: messenger RNA, 3586 nt
Organism: Megachile rotundata (alfalfa leafcutting bee)
Lineage: Eukaryota; Metazoa; Arthropoda; Insecta; Hymenoptera; Megachilidae
Gene: Dis3
Product: exosome complex exonuclease RRP44-like protein Dis3
Biological process (GO): rRNA catabolic process; nuclear mRNA surveillance of mRNA 3'-end processing
Cellular component (GO): cytoplasmic exosome (RNase complex); nuclear exosome (RNase complex)
Molecular function (GO): 3'-5'-RNA exonuclease activity; RNA binding; endonuclease activity
Source: RefSeq, a predicted model, not a curated record
GUAAUAUUCAGUAACAUUAAACUUAUCACUAAAUUAUGUAAAUGAAUAUUAUAACUGCAAUUUAUAUUAUAUGAAGUUGUCUACCAUGACUAUCGUUGUGGAACUUGGCAUAGCUUAGUUUAUAAUGCACGUGUAAUGUUGAGUUAAAUGCUUCAUAUACAUUUAUGUUUGAAUUUAAAAACAAUACUUUGUUUUAUGUAGCAGAAAAUAAUUUUUAAUUGAUAAAAGUAGUCAAUAUGCUCACCACAAAGGUUUUUUUUAGAAAAACUAAAGGAGGAAAUGUGUUUAAGACUGUUAGAGAACAUUACCUUAGAGAUGAUAUUCACUGUGGCUCUAAGGCAUGCGACAAAUGCUUAUACAGACACCGUAAUGUUAUUUUGGAUGACGAAGAUUCAAGCGUAAAAAGUUCCAAACUAUCGUAUCCAUAUUAUCUUCUGCUUGAUACUAACAUUAUUUUGGAUCAGAUUGAUAUUUUAGAAGAAAAUAUUAUUUGCAACGUUAUAAUUUUGCAAACAGUGUUAGAAGAAGUAAAACAUAGAAGCUCUACUGUGUAUAAAAAAUUAAAAGACAUAAUAGCAGAUACACAUAGAAAAUUUUAUAUAUUUGUGAAUGAACAUCAUAAAGAAACUUACAUCGAACGUAACCCAGGUGAAAGUGCGAAUGAUAGAAAUGACAGAGCAAUUAGAGUUGCAACAAAGUGGUAUAAUACGCAUUUAAAUUUGAGUGGUUGUAAAACUAAAACUGUAUUACUAACUGACGAUGUCCACAAUAGAGAAUUGGCAGAAAAGGAAGGGAUACCUGUCCUUUCAAUGGAAGAUUAUAUUGUUUCACUGGAAAAUUCAGGAUUUCUGGCAGAUAAAUUAUGUAAGAAAAGUUAUAGUGCGAAUUCAGACGGUCAAGCAUUUUUUCCAUGUCAUCUUACACCAUCUGAAUUACAUGACGGGAUCAAAAAUGGAAAACUUUUGCAAGGAACAUUUGCCAUAUCGAGAGAAAACUUUCUUGAAGGAUUUGUGAAUGUAGAAGGAGUUGAGAAGCAAAUUUUUAUCCAAGGUCGCAGUAACCUUAAUAGAGCAGUGGAUGGAGAUACAGUUGCAAUAGAACUCUUAGCAGAAGAUCAGUGGUCAUCUCCCAGUGACAUUGUUUUGCAAGAUGAAGAAGUAGCAGAUGACGAUGUUAUAGAAACUGACAAGGUGUUGGACAAAAUUAUUUCUUCCAGCAAAAUGCAGAAGACACCCACUGGAAAGAUUGUUGGUAUUAUCAGAAGAAAUUGGAGACAAUAUUGUGGGAUACUGCAGCCUAGUAACAUAGAAGGGAACGUCAGACAUCUGUUUGUGCCAGCUGAACGAAAAAUACCUAAAAUAAGAAUUGAAACUAGACAAUAUACAGUGUUAAGCAAACAAAGAAUUAUUGUUGCUAUUGAUUCCUGGCCUCGCAAUUCUAGAUAUCCUCUUGGUCAUUUCGUACGUGCAUUGGGUGCAAUAGGAGAUAAGGCCACAGAAAACGAAGUAAUACUUUUAGAACACGAUGUACCACACAGCCGAUUUUCUGAUGCAGUUCUUAGUUCACUUCCAAAAAUGCCUUGGUCUAUCACAGAUGGUGACAUAGAACAAAGAGAGGAUCUUAGACAUUUAGAUAUAUGUUCAGUGGAUCCACCAGGGUGUACGGACAUUGAUGAUGCGCUUCAUUGUAGAAAAUUACCAAACGGUAACUUUGAAGUAGGUGUACAUAUCGCGGAUGUAACACAUUUUAUUAGACCGGGAACUGCAUUAGAUAAAGAAGCAGCUUUACGAGCUACAACUGUUUAUUUGGUUGAUACAAGAAUUCAAAUGAUUCCAGAACUACUCAGUACAAAUCUUUGUUCUUUAAGAGGAAAUGUAGAAAGGCUAGCCUUUUCUUGCAUAUGGGAACUUGAUAAAGACGCAAAUGUAAUUAACACGAGAUACUGUAAAUCUGUGAUUUGUUCGCGAGCAGCUAUGACUUAUGACGAGGCCCAGUUAAAAAUUGAUGAUGCUAGUCAACAAGAUUCAAUCGCAAUAUCGUUAAGGAACCUUAAUAGCUUAGCAAAAAAAUUAAAAAAGAGACGUUUAGAGAAUGGUGCACUAGUAUUAGCGUCUCCAGAAAUACGGUUCCAAGUGGAUUCCGAAACGCACGAUCCCAUUGAUGUGGAAGCCAAAAAAUUGAGAGAAACUAAUUCUAUGGUCGAAGAAUUUAUGUUGCUUGCGAACAUUUCAGUUGCUAACAAAAUUGUAGAAGAGUUCCCAGAAUGUGCAGUAUUAAGGAGGCAUCCAGAACCACCACCUGCCAACUUUGAACCACUUAUAAAAGCUGGAAAAAAUCAGGGCUUUAUUAUAAACACCAACACGGGCAAAGAAUUGGCAGAAUCUUUAGACAAAUGUCAUAAAGCAGACAACCCUUAUUUCAAUACCAUGUUAAGGAUACUCGCUACACGUUGCAUGAUGCAAGCUGUGUAUUUUAUCAGUGGCAUGCAUCAACCAAGUGAAUACUUUCAUUAUGGUUUAGCGUGUCCUAUUUAUACUCAUUUUACGUCGCCUAUUCGAAGAUACGCGGAUAUAAUGGUUCACCGAUUAUUAGCAGUUUGCAUUGGAGCUGAUGCAACUUACCCUAAUUUAUUGGAUAAAAAGAAAAAUCAUUCACUUUGUCAUCAUUUAAAUUACCGUAAUAAAAUGGCACAGUAUGCUGGCCGAGCAUCUGUUGCACUUAAUACACAUCUAUUCUUUAGAGAAAAAAUACAAGAUGAAGAAGGAUAUAUACUUUUUGUUCGAAAAAAUGCAUUGCAAAUAUUAAUACCAAAGUAUGGCUUGGAAGGGACUUUGUAUUUGAAUAAAAACAAAACAGAGUCAGUAGAGUUCAAGUAUAAUAACGAAGAUCAUUCGCAGACUUGUGGAAACGUUGUGUUUCGUACUUUCGAUCCUGUUAUAGUACAGAUAAGUUUGGACAGAUCCAAUGUACAGCAUGAAAAAUUAUUGUUUAAACUGGUCAAACCAUGUAUACCAGGUUUCAGUGUACCGUCAGUAAACACAGAAUGUUCAGCGAUUAUGGUAGUAGAAAAUCCGAAAGCAGAAGUACCGAAACGAAAAAUGGACGUGCAGAAAACGUCAGGUGACAACCCUAAAAGUGAUGGAAAUAAAAAGAAAAGGAAGAAGAGGAAGAAUUAGUAUUACUACGUACUAUUUUUAUGGGAAACAUUUUGUAAAUUAUAAAUUGAAAAUACAUUUGGACAACAUUAUUUUAUUUGUGUAUUACAAAAUUCACCAGAAAAAUAUUUUCAGAAACUAUGAUUUUUAUUGAAGUAAUUAAAUACAAAAAUGAAUAUUUAAGAAUACAUAAAAUAUGAUUUGUUUUAGUACAGAUAUUGGUUGUAACAAAAAUGUAAAUAUGUACAUAAAUCUGUGUCAUGUAUCAAUCAUAUUGAUAACAAAAUUUGUUAGUCAAUAUGAGUACAUAUAUGAUAUCACUGUUGUAAGUUUCACAAGCAAGAUAACAAUAAUUGUACCUCAAUAAUUUAAUAAAUGAAACGUAAGAAAAAUGAUUUAUUUUUUCAAUAAAAGACGACGUAGCAACAAGA